Molecule: messenger RNA, 3744 nt
Organism: Branchiostoma floridae (Florida lancelet)
Lineage: Eukaryota; Metazoa; Chordata; Leptocardii; Amphioxiformes; Branchiostomatidae
Exons: 14
Coding region: 365-3037 (890 amino acids)
Source: RefSeq, a predicted model, not a curated record
UUUGAGUGACGGCUGCAAUCCACUAGUCAGGGAAAUGCACUGUGGCACCUGCUAUUACAAAAUGGCACAGGUAUGCACGCCGACACGUAGACAUCGAUAAGUACUGUGAAGUGUAAACAUGUUGAUGUGCAAGUCCGCCAGCUACGCUCACCUGCAGAUCUGAGGGCCAAGGUCUGCCUUUUUUCACCAUGGGCCUAUAUGGUGAUCUCGCGUAUACGUCUUCCAUUCGCUGGUGAUACCAAUGCACGACGCUGCAUACCUCGAGUACAUCAGAUAGAGGUGUUCAGGUUUCUGUAUGUCUACAGUCCCAUGUCCGACUAUCUUGGAAUAAUUCUAAUCUUGUGCUCAAGUUUGUGAAUAGAUCAUGGGAUCCGCCGUUUCAAAACAACGGGGAAGGGAGAAUGACGUGGAAGGCAACCCUAAGGCAAGAGUGACAGGAGAUGAGGCAAUACAUCCUGAUUAUGACUUCUAUGCAGCACGCAGGACACUUAAUCCUAGAUCUGUUCUAAUCCCUAACUUUGAUGGGGAUAUCUCUAAACUGGGAAGAUAUUUCAAGCAAAAAUAUCCUUCAGAUUUCAAGCAAGUGAAAGACGGCGAUUGGGACGUGAAGAUUGUAGAAUUCAAGUCUCGACAAGUGGCUGAAAGUGUUGUUAAAGAUGUUCACAAAGUCGAGGGGACGAUCCUAGAAAUAUUCUUCGAAGACAAACCUCUGACCAAAGGUGACAUAGCCACGAAAGGUAAAGGGAAGAAACAGGAUAUGACAGCUACCGAUGCUGGAACAAAGGAAGAUGACCACUUGUAUCCUUUUGGUGAAAUCUGCCAGGUCAAAAUGGCAGGUCAAAUCUACCAGGUCACAAUGCAAGAAGGUUGGAAAACUCGACUUUUGAUGGGACGGGAAGUGAUGGAAGAUCUCCUGCUAGAAAUCAUCAAGGCAACGGCCAAGUCGGUCAUAUUAGAAGUGGAAGAAGAAUGGCGGCUGGGCCAAACCGUUCCAGAUGAAUACGACAAACAGAUUAGCUAUGAGAUCUCAGCAUCCUCACCUGUUGUGCAGUCUGUGGACCUGCCAGCCGGCUGCAACCUGAGUAUCCCUCCAGGAGCUACAGAGGAAGACACGUCCGUCAUCUCAGCAGUGCUGAACCCGCACGGGUACGAGGGGACACUCCAAAUAGGGAAGAACGAGCUGCUAGUGAGUGACAUCAUUGAAAUGAGGCCAGCAGGGAUGAAGUUCUCGAAGCCCUUAAAACUGAAGAUCCCUCACUCCUUACCCAAGUUCGACAAGGAGCGGAAGUACGUUGUGAUGACGUCAGAGGAUGACGGAACAGCAUGGGAGACUCUGAGAACACUAAGCCAUCAAGAGAAAGGCCAGGCCUAUGUGAUAGUGGAGGUAGCGCACUUCUCUUCAUUCGCCGUUGUGGCGCGGCCAUUAGAGCACUGCCACAGAGUGGGAAAAGGCCAAACAUCAGAACUGAAGUCCUCGAAACAGACAGGUAUUAAGAUGAUUCUUCCAAAGGACUGCCUACCCUCUGAAGAAGAGAUAUCCUUCAAGGUGAUCCCGGUUGAUAAGGAAACCCUCACUUGUGCUGGAAAGGAAGACGGGAAAGUAAAAAACAUCAAAACGAUGAGCCACAUUGUCAAGUUUUUCAAAGGCAGCAACCUACUUCUCAACAGCCGCGCUACCAUCGUCCUGCCGCUGUCGAACGGAGAAGGGAACAGCCAAGUUCGUGUCCUCAGCUGCAACGAGAAAGGGGACUGGGAAGACGUCACAGACAAAGUAGAUGAUGUCGUCCUGAAGGAGUCAAAGGUGGCUUUCAAGACAAAGCAGCUUAGUUCUGGCUUUACAGUUCUUCGCUGUGACAAAACCGUCGAUCCUAACAAAAUCGUCACCUUGGUAGCCAAGAACACCCGGGUCAGACGGGUCAAGACUGUCAUCUUCAAGAAGUGGAAGGAACCCCGAGAGGAGGGGAUCAUGACUGCCCGGAUGGAGUGUGUGCUGGAAGAGUUAGUUGAUGAUCGCAUCUGCCGCGCUACAAAAGUUGAAGGAUACGAGCGCCAGGAAGGAACGCCAACUCCCACCAUGAGUAUGAUGGAGGAUGAGACGUUCUGUGCCUUAUUCUAUGGAAGCAUCCGUCCAAACGUGAAGGCGAUUAAUACCUACUACGGAGUCAACUUCACGUUUUACUGUAACAGGCCACGUAUUUUAGAGUUUGACGUGACGCUAGUGGGCAAGGGAAAAGGUGCUACAUCCACGGUAUGGCUUUAUCCCGGACGAAGGGAAAGAUAUCAUCCACGCGCUCCGGGGAAAAAAGGGAAAACACCCCUUGCGACUGCCCAAAUAACUGCACCCACCGGUAUCAUUUGUGACUAUUGGUUGGCGUGCCAGCGGUUCAAGAACACCCUGGGAAUCGCUGACACGUAUCUCUCCCCAGACCACAACAUGUGCUUCUGUGAAACAUGCCACACAGGACGGCGUGACUCUGCUACACACUCCCGUGGGAAUCCAAAGAGGAAGUACGCAGUACCUGUCGGCUGGGGCAGGUUUGGACUCAUUCUCAAUAAAGUCUCAGAAGACAAAGAAGUGAACGUGUUCACCAACUGGCAUCGUGCGUACCACGGGACUGUACCAGGUGUGAUCAAGAAAAUACUGCAGACUUCGCAACUGCUUAUGCCAGGCGACACAGCUCUGGGAGGUACUCAGCUUGCAGAGCGAGAAGGUCAUUUCAACGACAAACGCAAGCCUGAGGGGUUCGACACCAAACAGGUCUACCUGUCACCAAGCAUCCUGUACUCUGGAGAUGAUAUUUAUGCCCACCCAACAUGGUUCAAGGACCCCCAUGACGGGAAGCAGUACAAAGCCCGUGUCGUCUUCCAGGUGUGUGUCCGGCCCAACAGCUACAAGGUCGGACCGGAGACCAUCGGUGCCAGGAGGGAGGGUAGAACCAUCGACCCACUCUUCAGUAACAACGAGCUGGAAUGGUCCACUAAGGAGAGGGGAGGGCACGUACUCUACGGACUUCUUGUCAAGUUGGAGGAACUUUAGAUCUAAACAUUUUGAAAUAUAUAAACUUAAUAGAUACGUUACAGUUAGAAUAUGCAAAGGGGGAUAUUUUAAUUGUACCCCCUGGAAAACUGGAAAAGAUCUAUAGGAUUUAAAGUAUAUUUCGUACUCACAAUAUAACGUUAUCAAAAGCAGUGCCCAAUUUGUACACGCGUGAUUGUAAGGCUUUGUUAUUACAAAUAAAACAUUUCAAGUAUUUCAUAUUUGUACAGAGAUACACUGCAUCAUCACAUACUUCAAAGCAUAUCUCUAGCUCUUAGGAGUACAUAGCAAUUUGCUUGCGUUGAGGCAGAACGGAUGGAAUGCUGUGUUUUGCAAAUAAUAUAUCAAUGUGUCACAAAACUGUGAUCAGAUCAAAUGAUAGCAUGUAAAAUAAAAUCAAAACAAGCCUAGAGAGUAGCAAUAUCAAAAUGCUGCCUGCAUGGAGUUUUAUACGGAGGCUACUUUUGAAACUACAAGUAUAAGCUAGAGUAGAGACUGUCUCUUUGAUAGCCAAGAAUGUUUGCUAUUCUAGGCAAAAUCAAACAAGUGUUCAGUUGGGUAAAACUGAGUAAAAUUGCAUUUUGUAUCAGUUGUUCCUGGAUGUCACUAUGUAAUAGACUCUAACAUAAAUUUUCUCGUGUCGUCGUUUACAAAUUCUUUGUUUCGUGCACUGCAUGUGAACCGAAGUAAAUAAGUGAGGAUGUGAA